GUCACAUGACUUCAGAAAACGAGAACAGGAAGUGUUCAGAAGCAGAAUAAAUGUGGGUCUACAAAAGCGUCUUAUAAUUAUAUUACAUUUAAAUAACACAUUUAGAUUAUCAGGGGUUUAACGAAGUACAUCAGUAAGGUAGUAUCUUUAUAGCGUUAAAGGACUGAAAAAACAAGGUCACUUGAACAAUAAGAAAGAGGACAGGGCGCGUCAGGAACUGUUUUAGCUGCUAAUUUUUGUUCGUCUCCUUGGUUUCUAAAUCACAAAAUGACAGCAGCCGUUUUUUUCGGCUGUACAUUCAUCGCAUUUGGCCCAGCCAUUGCUUUGUUCUUGUUUACAAUUGCUAGAGACCCACUGCGGGUCAUCUUUCUCAUAGCCGGGGCCUUCUUCUGGUUGGUGUCGCUGCUGCUAUCUUCAUUGGUGUGGUUCAUUACAGUUCAGAUCAGCAACAAAGAAAGCACCUCUCAACAGAAAGGCCUGCUCAUAUUCGGAGUGGUGCUCGCUGUACUCCUUCAGGAAACUUUCCGCUUUGGUUACUACAAGCUACUGAAGAAAGCAAAUGAAGGGUUGCUUGCUCUGAGUCAAGAGGAGACCAUGCCAAUUUCCAUAAGGCAGCUGGCCUACGUGUCUGGCUUGGGCUUUGGCUUCAUGAGUGGAGCGUUCUCAAUGGUCAACAUCCUGGCAGACUCUGCAGGCCCUGGGACUAUAGGGAUCCAUGGGGACUCCCAACACUACUUUUUGUCCUCAGCCUUCAUGACUAUGGCCAUCAUCCUACUGCACAUGUUCUGGGGGGUGGUGUUCUUUGAGGCCUGUGAGAAGAAGCACUGGUGGUCUGUGGGUGUGGUGGUCAUCAGCCACCUGCUGGUAUCUUGUUUGACGUUCCAGAACCCUCAGUAUGUGGGCAGUCUGGUGCCCACCUACAUCAUCAUGUUCCUGAUGGGAAUGUGGGCUUUCUCAUGUGCUGGCGGCUCCCUCCGGAACCUCAAACUAUGCCUCACCUGCAAAGACAAGGACUUCCUCCUAGCUAACCAUCGGCCUAGAUAACACUACACGAGACAGCCUCGGGACUCUAUCCAAAUGCCUCUCUAACACACACACACACACACGCAGAACCACUCAAUAAUGUGGACACACUGGGUUGAUUUAUAUUUGUUUUCUUUUUUUAAGGUCUAAUUAUUGUUAUGUUCUGUGUUGCAUAAAUUUGAUGGAUCAGGGUAUUGCUGUACUGUAGGUAAGAACUUCAGUGUUUGUAGAAUAUUGCUAUUGUAGGUGUCUUGCCACCCAGGUGAGUUGUUUUCCUUGAGGGAGCAACGCUCUUCAACCUCUCUUCCUUUGCCCCUCUUGGAGACCUAAAGCUGCUUUCUUUAGAUUGUGCCAUCCGGUUCUGUUUGGCAGUGAUAUUGACAAGAUUGCUGUUACUGAAAAAGGAAUCACAGAAUCUUAGUAAUGGGUUGUAGGUUUUGCUACUUGCCGGUCUUUGUCCAGACUUUUCUUUUUCCUUCAAAUGAUGGUACCCACCCACCAUUCGAUGGGCUUUGCUCCCUUUCUGGUUCUGUGCCUUCAAUAAACAUGAGGUCACAUCCCAUUUUUCCUUGUGAUUGUACCAAGCCAUUUUAUAGUGCUUAUCCAGUAAUACCUCAGAUGUUAAUUUCUGGUUGUGAUUUUGGAAAGUUGGGGCAACAUUCACUGUCCAUCAUCACUAGAGGACAAAUAAAGUCCAGAAAACUGACCUAGAGUGUUGCAUAUCAGUCAAUAUGGGACUCUUCCACAUCCUUUUUUCCAUACAGAUUUGUGUUGAACUUGUAGAUACCAAAUGUCCCAAAUACUAAUUUUAGUUUGACAUAUAAUUGAUUGCAUUCAUUAUAAUCAUCUUUUGUUGUUAAGCUUUAUAGUUUAUUAACCAGUUGUCAAUCUGAUUAUGGCUUCCCUUCUUAAGCAUGCCAAAUCAGUCAUUGUUUUGCAGAAAUUGUUAUUUAAUAUGUUUCGGUAGCUCAUCACAUUUAGCUUAAGGACUCCCAACUCUUCAUUUGGCUAGAUUUUCUUUUUUUACAGACCACUUUGCCAAGAGUAGCAGACCAUGCCUAUACCACUUCCUUGUAAAAACAUUCAUUAAUUUCAGUCAUACUAUUGCAAACCAAACAUAAAAUACAUCUCAACAUUAUUUAGAAAACAAACACUAUACUGCAAUUGUUUUUAUUGUACAGGUUUUGAUGCAAUUUGAAAUGUAUAGGACAUGUAUAAAUAGGAAAUGUUUUUAAAUGUCUAGUAAAAUGCUCAUGUCACACCAAAUAUCUUAGUUUUCAUUUUAAAUAUGACAGUUUAACAGGUUCACAAGAGUGAAUAAUGGUUUACAGUCGAAUUGAUAUGUC
Hypomesus transpacificus is the source of this 2369-nucleotide messenger RNA. It is a transcript of the gene aph1b, whose product is annotated as APH1B gamma secretase subunit. Gene Ontology annotation, biological process: positive regulation of catalytic activity; Notch signaling pathway; protein processing. The record is from RefSeq and is a predicted model, not a curated record. Gene Ontology annotation, molecular function: protein-macromolecule adaptor activity. Gene Ontology annotation, cellular component: gamma-secretase complex; membrane; endoplasmic reticulum. The transcript is spliced from 6 exons. Bases 268 to 1044 code for a protein of 258 amino acids. Lineage: Eukaryota; Metazoa; Chordata; Actinopteri; Osmeriformes; Osmeridae.